This is a messenger RNA of Dovyalis caffra, 522 nucleotides long. The record is from the annotation of a GenBank genome assembly. Lineage: Eukaryota; Viridiplantae; Streptophyta; Magnoliopsida; Malpighiales; Salicaceae.
AUGCUGAAAACACUUACUGCUAGAGAUAUUGCGUUGCGAAUGAAGUAUAAGCCUUCGAAGCUUAUUCAUAGGAGUUUGCCCAAAGCAUCAGCUGCUGGAAAAUCAGGAGCAAGUUCUGCACAAGCUAGAAACACUGGUAAAUUCAGAGAGAACCAUAAACUAGGCAUAUUGGCAGAAAAACUAUUUGAUGAGAAGGUCCCUAUAAGAAAAAAGACUUCUCAUGCAACUGAAAAUCAUAAUCUGUUUGGCUUGGAAGCUUUUGUUGGCAAUAAUGCUCCUUUAUUCAUCUGGAAUUAUGCAAUCAAAGAUGAUCAUCAUGAUAAUAGUUUCCUUCUCAAAUUAUUUCGUCGUCUUGCAACUGUUAAAGAUGAUGGAACUGUUCAAUUUGAAGUUCCUGGAGACAUCCAACCACCAAGGCUUGAUUUCGGAACUGGAGUUGUUCACAAUGAAGUUUUUGAUGAAGAACCUGUUGACACAGUUGGGGACACAGUUGGGGUUCAUGAUAUGCCCCCCUGCAAAUAG